AUGGAGAUAAACAUGGAGGUGAGGAAUGAGACAACAAUCCAAGAAUUCAUUCUGGAAGGGUUUCCUGCCAUCCAGUACCUGGGGAACAUCUUCUUCCUGAUGCAUCUGCUGGCAUAUCUGGCCUCUAUCACAGGAAAUAUGGUGAUCAUCAUUAUCACUUGGGCUGACCAUCGCCUCCAGACACCAAUGUAUAUUUUACUCAGCACUUUCUCCUUCUCUGAAUGCUGUUUUAUUACCACAGUUAUUCCUAAACUGCUGUCCAUCUUUCUUUCAGGAAGGCAAACAAUUUCCUUUACUUCUUGUCUCACACAAGCCUUUUCUUUUCUGUUUUUUGGGUCAAUAAUUUUUUUCCUGAUGGCUGUGAUGUCCUUGGAUCGAUACCUGGCCAUUUGCAAACCUCUGCACUACCCGGCCAUCAUGAACCUGAGGGUUAGUUUCCUUCUGGCUUUCUUCUGCAAUGCUUUGUCCUUCAUCUUGAUCACUGGUCUGGUGCUCAAGGUUUCUCAGUUAUCCUUCUGUGGCCCCAAUGUCAUCUCUCAUUUCUUUUGUGACCUCGGCUCCCUGAUUCAUCUCUCUUGUUCUGACACUGGGUCUGUUGAAAUAUAUGUCCUCUUCCUUGCUCUGCUUGUCAUUCUGAUAUCUCUCAUUUUAACCAUCAUUGCAUACAGCAAUAUAGCGGUCACAAUUGUGCGACUUCCAUCAGCCAAGGAGCGACAGAAAGCUUUCUCCACCUGCUCCUCUCACCUCAUCGUCCUCUCUCUGAUGUACGGCAGCUGUGUCUUUAUAUACGUGAAACCAAAGCAAACAAAUAGGCUGGACUCCAACAGGGCGGCUGCCCUUGUGAACACAGUGGUGACUCCACUGUUGAACCCUGUCAUCUACACUCUGCGGAACAAGCAGGUCCACCAGGCUCUGAGGGAUGCUCUGUCCAGGGUGAGGUUGCAGAAACAGAGCUUUGGAGGCCCACAGCAAGCUCUCCAUUUCUUGGAAGAUAAUAGUUGCAAGAGGAGGAAGUCCUGCCUGCCAUGA
This is a messenger RNA of Puma concolor (puma), 1029 nucleotides long. RefSeq names its product olfactory receptor 6C74-like. Gene Ontology annotation, molecular function: G protein-coupled receptor activity; olfactory receptor activity. Gene Ontology annotation, biological process: G protein-coupled receptor signaling pathway. Lineage: Eukaryota; Metazoa; Chordata; Mammalia; Carnivora; Felidae. Gene Ontology annotation, cellular component: membrane. The record is from RefSeq and is a predicted model, not a curated record.